AUGCCACGCCGUCAGUCUAACGCUCCUCAUCACCCUAUUGUGGCCACUAUUGAUAUAGGAACCACUUCUGCAAGAGCCAUCCUCUUCUCAGAAGACGGUUCAGAAGUCGCCAAACAUCAAAUCGAAUACUCAACAACCGCCUCCGAGGCUCCAGCUGAGUCCUCAAACACAGAUCAAUUCAGAAGAAGAUCCUCAUUGCUUAGGCACAACGAGCCGAUUUUCACUGCCGAAGGUAUCGCCAUUUCCAUCACAGAUGAUGUUGAAAUUGAAAAUAACGCUGCUUCUGUAGGUCCUACUUUAAGAUUUCCACAACCGGGUUGGUCGGAGUGUAUGCCUGUUCACGUCUUGGCCAAUGCGGUACAGUGUCUUGUUGCCUGUUUGAUCACCUUGAGAAAAAUCAAUGCCAACCCAGAUUUGAAAAUUAAGUACAGAGUGAAAUGUCUUGGGAUUGCAAACAUGAGAGAAACUACCAUUGUAUGGUCUAGAAAGACUGGGAAGCCGUUGAGUAACGGUAUCACAUGGACUGAUACCAGAACCAAGGAGAUUGUCUCGCACUUGGAAAGAAUGAUCGAUGACGAAAAGAAGGAGGAAUUGAGAGCCAAAACUGGAUUACCGCUUUCCACCUACUUUCUGGGUGCCAAAUUACGUUGGUUAUUGGAUAACGAUGAUACCAUCAAGGAAGAAUAUGAAAAAGGUUCCGGUAACUUGAUGUUCGGUACUGUGGAUACAUGGUUAAUUUACAAUUUGACUAGAGAGAAGGCGUUCGUUUCAGAUGUGACCAACGCGUCUAGAACGUAUUUCAUGGACUUAGAAACAAGAGACUACGAUGACGAUUUAUUGGACUUCUGGGGCAUUGACCCACAAAGAAUCUGUCUUCCUAAGAUUGUCUCAUCUUCCGAAUUUUAUGGUUCCUUUUCUGCCCCCAACUUGUCUAACUUGGGAUUUCACAACAAGAUCACUCAAGAAGCAUAUGAUAUUUUAAAAACCAUUUCAGGAAUUCCGAUCUGUGGGUGCUUAGGAGACCAGUCAGCGUCUUUAGUGGGUCAAUUGGCUGUCAAACCUGGUUCUGCAAAAUGUACCUACGGUACUGGUUGUUUCCUUUUGUACAACACAGGUACCAGAAAAUUGAUCAGUGACCAUGGUACUUUGACCACCUUCGGUUUUUGGUUCCCGACUUUGGAAGGCGAGGAUGGUAAACCGCACUAUGCUUUGGAGGGGUCCAUUGCUGUUGCAGGUUCCAUUAUCCAAUGGCUUAGAGAUAAUUUAAAAUUAAUUGCUGAUGCAAAAGAUGUUGGACCAUUGGCCUCACAAGUGGAUAAUUCCGGUGGUGUAGUGUUUAUCCCUGCAUUUUCUGGGUUAUAUGCUCCUUAUUGGGAUGGUGGUGCCAGAGGUACUGUCUUCGGAAUGACGCAGUACACUUCAUCAUCACACAUAGCAAGAGCAGCCCUUGAGGGUGUUUGCUUUCAAGUUAGAGCCAUCUUAAGAGCAAUGGCUAGCGAUGCGGGUGGAAGCGAAGAUUUCCUCGAAGAAGCAUUAACAAACCAAAAUGAGAAGAAGCCUUUGUCAAGUUUGGCUGUUGAUGGUGGUAUGUCAAAAGCUGAUGAAGUUUUACAAAUUCAAGCAGAUAUUUUGGGACCAUGUGUGACUGUCAAAAGGGCAGCUAUUGCAGAAUGUACUGCAUUAGGUGCUGCAAUUGCUGCAGGUUUAUCUUUUAAAGAUGAAUCAGAAAGAGUUUGGAAGAAUUUUGACGAUGUUAUAGAGAAAAUGAGUGCUCACGAACAGAACAAUGAAUUUAAAGCAGAAUUGCCUGAUGUUGAUAGAAGAAAGAACUGGAAGAGAUGGGAGAGAGCUAUCGAGAGAGCCAGAGGUUGGUUAGAUGAAGAUGAUUGA
Molecule: messenger RNA, 1890 nt
Organism: Dujonia railenensis
Lineage: Eukaryota; Fungi; Ascomycota; Pichiomycetes; Serinales; Debaryomycetaceae
Source: the annotation of a GenBank genome assembly